Salvia hispanica is the source of this 2213-nucleotide messenger RNA. RefSeq names its product single-stranded DNA endonuclease family protein. Lineage: Eukaryota; Viridiplantae; Streptophyta; Magnoliopsida; Lamiales; Lamiaceae. Gene Ontology annotation, molecular function: DNA binding; 5'-flap endonuclease activity. The record is from RefSeq and is a predicted model, not a curated record.
CUUCAAUUGAAGCUUCCCCAUUUCAACGUUCAACCAUAGAAAUGCCAACCCCUCCACGCAACACAGUUUUUUUCCCCCAAAAAAUGAAUCUUUGAUGAUUUUGAAUACUCAAUCCGAACGCAUUCCUUCCACCGGAAAUUCACUUCUCGACCGAAGCAGGAAUUUGCAAAGAUGAUCAGAGCAACCAUUGAAUCAGUGAAGAAAUCUUUAAAAUACGGUUUUAGUUGUGCCUAGUUUCGAAAGGAACUCGUCACACAGUACACUCGCAGUGUGAAGAGAAGAUGGGAGUGAAGAAUCUGUGGGAUAUCUUGGAAACUUGCAAGAAAACUCUCCCCCUUCAUCAUCUCCAGAACAAGAGGGUGUGUGUGGAUUUGUCGUGUUGGAUGGUUCAGCUUCAAAAUGUGAACAGAUCCCACUGUCCAUUGAAAGACAAGCUCUAUUUGAAGAGUCUCUUCCACCGCCUCAGAGCCCUCCUUGCUUUGAAUUGCAGCCUUAUCUUCGUUACUGACGGCUCCAUUCCUGGUAUCAAAUUAUCUACAUAUAGGCGCCGCUUGAAUACAGGAAAUGAGGCAAUGCCAAUUGUACAUGCCAAGCAUACUAGUGAAAAUGUAUCAUCUUUGAAAAGAAAUAUGGGAUCUGAAUUUUCUUGCAUGAUCAAAGAAGCCAAGUUGCUCGGCAUUGCCCUUGGGAUUCAAUGCCUAGAUGGGAUUGAGGAGGCUGAAGCUCAAUGUGCUUUGCUGAACGCAGAAUCAUUAUGUGAUGGAUGUUUUACAUCAGAUUCCGAUGCUUUUCUGUUUGGUGCGAGAACAGUUUAUAGAGACAUUUGUUUGGGAGAAGGUGGUUAUGUUACUUGCUAUGAAAUGGACGAUAUCGAGAGAGAACUUGGGUUUGGAAGGGAUUCCUUGAUUACUCUUGCUAUUCUUCUAGGGAGCGAUUACACCCAAGGAAUUCGUGGGGUUGGGCCGGAGCAUGCUUGUCAGCUUGUGAGAGCUGCUGGUGAUUCGUCUGUUCUUCAGCGGCUUGCAUCAGAGGGCUUGUCAUUUGCAAAGAAGCCAAAAAACUCGAAAAAGAAGGGCAAAAUUACUGAGGGUGAAAAUAAAGAGAAUUAUGAUGAUAACAAGAGGGAUUUUAAUGGGAACGAAUCUGAUUUUCCAAUGGACAAUCAGUUUUUGCAAGUGAUAAAUGCAUACAUGAAGCCCAAGUGUCAUUCAGCAGACUCAGAUGCAGUGAACAGGGCUCUUGCUUCCUAUCAAGUCAACAACAACCAGCUGCAUCAGAUUUGUGCUCAAUAUUUCGACUGGACGCCUGAAAAGACAGAUGAGUACAUCCUUCCGAAGAUUGCUGAAAGAAACUUGAGGCGAUUUGCUAACCUUCGCGUCACUUCUUCCAAAUUAGACCUCCAUCCGCCAAUCAACGAGAUUCCAGUGAAAUGUCCUAUAUCUAGGAUUAUCAAGCAAAGAAAAAUCCAGGGAAGGGACUAUUUUGAGGUUUCGUGGGAAGACAUGGAUGGAGUCGAAGCAUCGGUUGUACCUGCUGAUCUUGUGCAGAGUGCUUGCCCUGAAAAGAUCAUGGAGUUCCGGGAGCUAAAAGCUCAGAAACAGAAGCCCAGUCGUAAACCAAGACAGAAACAGAAACGAGACACAAAGGAACUCGACAGAAAGCUCCAACAACUGGUGGACGAGAUUGAGAAGGAGAGCACCACCUCGAACGCCAUUGGAGAGACGAAAAUAGAUGCUCCCACAUCGAGACAGAAGACGGUCGACAUCGAGGAAAUCGAUGGAAAGCUUCAGGAACUGAUCAUCGACACAGAAAAGGAGAGCAGUGGUAGCGGCUCGAGUAAUCCAAGAGGAGGAAUGCUUCAGCAACAGAGGAUGAUGCACUUUGGUAGCAGCAUUGGUGGUUGCUCUGCUGCUGCAGAAGUUAUUGAUCUUAUUAGUCCGCUGCCGCCACGACGAUGUCCGGUGUCGAAGCCCCGAGAUUGUGUUGAGGUGAUUGAGUUGAGUGAUACGGAGAAUGAUGCCACACCUCAACAUGCGAGAAAAAUGGUUAGAGAUCAAGUCUCUACAGCAUAUGAUGACUACCUUUAUAAAAAAUCUGAUAACUGUGCUUCCAAAAGUAGUGUGAUUUUGCUUUGAUUAAUGAAAUGAUUGGAUGCAAAUUUUAUAGCAUUAAGCCCUCUUGAGGUUCUCCAUGAAACUCCUCUUUUGGAUGUU